AUUGAGUUAAACCAGUUCGCGCGUUUUUUUGACAUUCGCAAAGUUAACCUGUUUGUUUUUUGUAACGACACUGUUUUCUCGUUAAAUCGUGUAAAAAGCUUUAUUUAGUGUUUAGUUUCGUUAAAUUGGUGGUUUAUUAAGUGAAACAAUAAUGAGUUCUCCAGCCCCCGAUACACCGUCAGAGCGAGAUGGAGCACGAUCCAGGAUGACAUCACCAGCGCGCGACUAUGAAAUGUUUGAAGAUGAGAGUGCUAUCCUUGGAGACAACCCUGAGGAGGAAGAGGAUGAUGGAGAGGAACUCUUCAAUGAUAACAUGGAGGCUGACUACCGUCCAAUGCCAGCGUUAGAUCGGUAUGAUGCAGAGGACUUGGAUGAAGAUGACUAUGACCCCAUGUCAAUACAAGAUCGAGUGGCUGCUGAGCAGGAGUUAAGAAGGAGGGACAGAGAAGAGGGUCGCAACAGAAGAGAUGAUCGUGAUUUGUUGUAUGAUGAAUCAGACGAAGAAAGCACGGGUGCUCCGCGGGCGAAGCGCCGUCGUGCUGCCGAGAAAGCGGCCAUGGGAACUGAUGAACAAGUGGAGGAGGGAAUUGAGAGUAUUGAGAACUUGGAGGAUACAAAGGGAUACACUACCAAGGAGUGGGUCUCUAUGCUGGGACCGAGGACUGAAAUUGCUAACAGGUUCAAAAACUUCCUCCGUACGUACACAAACAGUAAGGGUCAGUUUGUAUACAAGGAGCGCAUCCGUCGUAUGUGUGAGCAUAACCAGGCAUCCUUCCAUGUUGAGUUCGAUGUACUGGCUCGGAGGGAACAGGUCUUGGCGUACUUCUUACCUGAGGCCCCGUUCCAGAUGUUGCAGAUUUUUGAUGAGGUAGCAAAAGACAUAGUCCUACAAAUAUUCCCUAGCUACGAGCGAGUGACCUCAGAGAUCCAUGUACGCAUCUCAGAUCUCCCACUCAUAGAAGAACUAAGAACAUUCCGGAAACUUCACUUAAACCAACUUGUGAGGACAGUGGGAGUUAUAACUGCCACUACAGGAGUCCUACCGCAGCUGUCUGUAGUCAAAUAUGACUGUAAUCGGUGUGGGUAUAUCCUGGGACCAUUUGUCCAGACCCAAAACUCUGAAGUCAGACCCGGAUCUUGUCCGGAAUGUCAGAGUGCUGGACCUUUCAUGGUAAACAUGGAACAAACAGUAUACCGUAACUACCAAAAGGUGACGAUCCAAGAGUCUCCCGGCCGCAUCCCCGCCGGUCGUAUCCCACGGAGCAAGGAUUGUAUACUGUUGGCAGAUCUCUGUGAUAGAUGCAAGCCGGGAGAUGAAGUGGACCUCACUGGGAUCUACACUAAUAAUUAUGAUGGAUCGCUUAAUACUGAACAGGGUUUCCCAGUAUUUGCAACAGUAAUCAUAGCAAACUACAUAGUAGUAAAAGACUGCAAGCAUAUUGUGGAAUCUCUAACUGAUGAAGAUGUGGCCACUAUUGUCAAGUUGUCCAAGGAUCCACGCAUCGGAGAGAGGAUUGUGCAAAGUAUUGCUCCUUCUAUAUUCGGACACGAUUAUAUUAAGAGGGGACUUGCUUUAGCACUGUUUGGUGGGGAGCCAAAGAAUCCAGGUGAUAAGCACAAAGUAAGAGGAGACAUCAAUGUUCUUAUAUGCGGUGACCCUGGUACUGCCAAAUCACAAUUCUUGAAGUACACAGAAAAGAUCGCGCCCAGAGCAAUCUUCACAACGGGCCAGGGUGCCAGUGCAGUCGGUCUUACAGCUUAUGUGAGGAAGAAUCCUACUACCAGAGACUGGACACUAGAAGCAGGUGCCCUAGUACUAGCAGACCGUGGAGUGUGUCUCAUCGAUGAGUUUGACAAAAUGAACGACGCAGACCGCACCUCCAUACACGAGGCCAUGGAACAACAGUCCAUAUCUAUUUCCAAAGCCGGUAUCGUGACGUCACUGCACGCUAGAUGUUCAAUAAUAGCGGCCUCCAAUCCCAUAGGCGGUCGUUACGACGCGUCGCUAACGUUCUCUGAGAACGUGAACUUGUCCGAGCCAAUCUUGUCUCGUUUUGAUGUGCUCUGUGUCGUAAGGGAUGAGGCAGAUCCUAUGCAAGACGCUCAUCUUGCGAAAUUCGUAGUAUCGUCCCACAUCCGCCACCACCCGACGCAGCGCGGCGCCACGCUGGAGGACAGCAACGCCCCCGACCCGGAGUUCGUACUCCAACAGGAUCUACUCAAGAAGUACAUCGUCUAUGCCAGGGAGAAUGUCCAUCCUAAACUACAGAACAUGGACCAAGACAAAGUAGCGAAGAUGUACAGUCAACUGCGACAGGAGUCUCUCGCUACAGGCAGCUUGCCGAUCACAGUGCGUCAUAUUGAGUCUGUGAUCCGUAUGAGCGAGGCUCACGCUCGGAUGCACCUGCGUCCCCAAGUGUCGGAGGAGGACGUGAACAUGGCCAUCCGCACCAUGCUGGAGAGCUUCGUCGAGACACAGAAGUACAGCGUCAUGCGGGCUAUGAGACAGACAUUCCAAAAAUACCUUUCAUACAAGAAGGACCACAGUGAGCUCCUCUACUACAUCCUACGUCAACUAACAAUGGACCAACUAGCAUACAUGAGAGGUUUACACAACCAUUCCCAGUCUACCAUCGAAAUAUCUGAGAGAGACCUCCUAGAAAGAGCCAGGCAGAUCAACAUCAGUGACUUAAAACCAUUCUAUGAUAGCAGAAUCUUCAAAAUGAAUAGUUUUACUUAUGAUGCCAAGAGGAAGGUUAUUGUACAUGUCUUGCCUGAUACACCGUCUAGUGCCGCUUCGUAAGUUGUAUUUAAGGGUUUUUUAAUUUGAUUGGCCUUUCGUAUGCAGUUUUUGUAAGAGGUGUGAGUGAUUUGGUAUAAUUAUGAGAUACUUAAGUUUUUUUUUCUGCCGCCCUCUGAGACUUUUAAUGAUUAGGUACUCAAACUGUUUCUUAUGCUACGUUCAGACGCGCGCGUUCGACUCCACAUUCAACGUGCACAUUCACAUUCACGAGCGUGUAAACGGUAUGCCCGAGCCCGUGAACGCGCCUGUGAACGUGAACGCCGCGGAUCGGACAAGUGGCGGUUUUUUGGCAAAGUUCAAAGGAUGAAUGUGCGGGCGCCCGGUGACCGUUUACACGCGCGCGGGCAGUCAUUCUCUCCCGCGCUUUCGCGACGAGUGCAUCUUCAUUCAUCGUUAUAUUUAACGUUUAAUUAAAUUAAUUAAAUUAAAUUGUAUUUAACGUUUUAUUUUUUACGUCAUUUCAUUCAUAAAAAUAAGUUAAGCCAAAGGAUAUGGCAGCAGCAACAUUGACAUCCUAGCUGCUCGCUGCUCGCCAUUCUGGCACUGACUGACACGACGGCGUGCGUGUGAACAACUUGAAUGUCCGCCGGCCCGGGGCGGGCUGCAUGCCGUGCAGCCCGCCAGGCAGCCCGCCAGGCUGCACGGCGCGCGUCUGAACGUAGCAUUACGAUUUUGUAUCGAAGGUUAAGUAACCAUUUAAUGACUCUGAGUACGUCGGUUAGCAUGAUUCUCGAAUACGAUGCGAUUUACUUGAUAGUUAUUUUUUUUUUUAAAUCGGCGGUAAUAAGAUUUCGCUCUGUAAUGGAUGCCUCCAUCCAUUUUCUUGUGUUGUGGCGAGCGCUUGCCACUGGUAACGUGUAUGUCUAGCGAUAGACCUCUCCAUGAUGACGGCAUACGAAAGGUAAAGUCUAAUGAUUUAAAAAUAAAUCAGUGCUCAGAUACUAUAAAAAAUAUAUCUGAAAAAACUCCACCCUCAUGUGAAUCAUUACACGGAUUUGUGUGAUAGAUACUUUGUGGAUUGACGAGUGUCUCUAAGAAUUUGGGUCGUUUUCCCAGUAAGAAUAUGUAUCGCAGGUUUACCUUUUUGUACGGGUUAACUCCUUACGUAAAAUACAUGUGUUUGUAUUUUGUGGAAAUACCACUUUCAAAUCUUUGACUGCCAAUAGAAAACUGUUGAAGGCAAAUCCUCCGCUAACGUCGGUCACCGGUGACCGCCACGGGGUUCAAUGUGUUUAGCAAUGUUCUCCUAUUUACCUUCAUACACUCAAGAAAUAUAAAAAUAGAGAACUUGACGCUAACGCCAAUCCACAAGGUAUCAUAAUCACAACAAUAUUCACCCACCCACCUUUAAAAUAUCACUACAAUAAAUAAAAGCUUUAAACAUUGUAACAAUCAUUAUCUUUAGUUAUUAUCGUAAUUGUAAUGUUAUGUAGCUACAUAUGUGUAAUUAAUUUUAGGUUUUUAUCUCUUAACCUUUUCAUUUAAUGUUUGUCUUUUGUUUAUAUUUGUUUCGUUUCUUCGUUUAUUAUCAAACUAUAUAAAACCAGUAUAAACUGACCGUCGAAUGUAUGGCAAGAUCAUACAAAGCGAGGCUAUGAUACACUGGUUCUUAUACAGAAUUUUACAUAGAAUUCGUCGUAUUGACGAAUACCCCUUAACGUCUUUAUUUUUUGCACAAACUUUAAAUCUUCUAUUUCAAAUCCAUACAUAUAGGUACUUUUUAACAGUAUUAUAAAAACUAAACUGUAGGUACAGCAAUCAUAGAAAUUAAUUACUUUGAGAAACAAAAUUCUGUAAUAACAGAUCCGAACUCCGAACAAAAUCAAUCUACCUUCUAUUCAAGUAGUGGAUCUAAAAUAAUACACGAUCGAACAUCUUCGAAAUAGAAACAACCCUUGUGAAAUAGGUCAUCUAAGCUAUUUCGUAACAAUAUUCGUCUGGAUUCUAGACUACCUAAUACUAAGCUAGAAAACAGACAGAUUAGGUAGAAGCUAGUCUGACCAUAACUUAGAAGGAAAGCGAUUUGAUUAUAUUUAUAAUGUGUUAUUCUUCGUGUUUAGCAGUGUACAUUUAAUUUUUAUUUGUUAUCCAAUGAUGGUGAUUGAUUCAGAAAAUCUAGCUAAGUAUGCCAGUCGUAAGAUUUAUAUACAUCAAACUAAUCCAUAGUUGUGUUUUUGCAAAUAAAUGUAUGGAACUGAUUUUCCCUAAAUACGUAAAUGGUAAAUAAUAUACUGCGAUAAUAAUCAUCACGUAAAAUUAUGUCUAUGUUAAGUCUAAGUGCCUUUGUCAGUACAAACUCAAAAUUUGACCUAUUAUAAAUAAGUUGUUAAUUGUAAUGUUUUUUGAUAAAUCAAUGUUUUCAAUUUGUGAUUUUGAAAUAAACAGAUUAUUGUAACCAAAUUACUAUUUUUUAUUUUCUUACUGAUAUAGUUUCGUAGUGAAGAAUAGAAGACAUUGUGUAGACUCCCAUAAAACUUGAUAAAGGCAGAAGGAAAAAAAUUAUAAGUAGCUGUACUAGCGACCCUCUUCUCUCAAAUGUAAGAUAUUGAUGAAAGGGCAGUACUAGUUUAGCUGUAAAUGUAGGUACCUCAACAAGUAUAUAUUGCUUAUUUCGUACACCCUCAAAUCAAAUAAAGACUGCACGGUUGCGGUGGCUGGCCAACCGACUGCCACGCAACGUGUAGCGGGUCCGAUUCCCAUACGGAGCAACUUUGUAUGAUCGACAAAUAGUCGUUUCGGCUCUGGGUCUCAUGUGUUUGUGAAUUUGUACGUUUGUAAACGCAUCUACGACACAGGCAAAUCCUAGGGUGUGGCAACUUUUAUCGAAUUUUCUUGACUAAAUGAAAUACACGCCCGCCAAUUUCGCUGUGAUCCCCUCAUCCCCCACUCUAGAUCUUAGAUCUACUUCGCCUUUUAAGUUGCUGAAUCAGGUAAAUGUAAAAUUAUUUAUAUACCUAUCGUUUCUAAAUAGUAAUAGAUACAAAAGGUAAAAUAAAAGGUAUGUUCAAUAAAAGACUUAUUUAUUCCCAUUUAAAUUAUAUUUCGUUUUAUAUCAAAAUUCUUACAUUCUUUCUAUUUUAAAUCAUGAGACUAUGUAAUUGAAGAGACAUUUUACUAUACAGUCUUAGAAAAUAUUACGUCUAUGACAUGUAUAUAAUGUAAUAGAUAAUUUAAUUUCUAUGCUAUUUUAAAUUAACACAGCAGUUUCACAAAGCAUAAACAAUAAAAAUACUAAAUCUCCACUAACAGCACUGACUCCAACAAAUUAUAGUUUAAAACCAUAGAGUAUUCAUAAACUUUGGCUUCAAGUGUUUUAAUAAUGUAGUUAGUGGAAAUAAAGCCCUACAUUACAUAUCAAAUAUCAAAUUCCUACAAAUACAUCUCAAUAAUUCAUACAAUCUCACAUAAAAUGACUUUUAGCAUCUUAUAAGAAUCAAUUUAGACUACAAACAUUCAACAAGUUCACAGCAUUAUAACUAGGAAGAAUGGCGCCAAACCCAUUUAGCUCCUUUACUAACAUCAAGUUUUUUUUU
This is a messenger RNA of Spodoptera frugiperda (fall armyworm), 6336 nucleotides long. It is a transcript of the gene Mcm2, whose product is annotated as DNA replication licensing factor Mcm2. Gene Ontology annotation, biological process: mitotic DNA replication initiation; double-strand break repair via break-induced replication; DNA replication. Gene Ontology annotation, molecular function: 3'-5' DNA helicase activity; single-stranded DNA helicase activity; ATP binding. The coding region runs from base 152 to 2803 and encodes 883 amino acids. The transcript is spliced from 16 exons. NCBI's taxonomy places the organism in Eukaryota, Metazoa, Arthropoda, Insecta, Lepidoptera, Noctuidae. The record is from RefSeq and is a predicted model, not a curated record. Gene Ontology annotation, cellular component: nucleus; MCM complex.